GCGAGUGCGAUCGAUUUCGAUGAUUUGCAGCUAAUUUUGAAAGACUGCAAGAACUUUCAAGCGUUUUCGAAACCACAUUCACGUUUUAAAUAUACAUUUUAUGUCGGUCAAAUCGUUCAUAUGCAUCUUAUUUGCAAAAUUAACGAUGAAAUCCUGCGUAAGCAUAAAACUCCGUAUCAUCCCCGCUCCCCAGUUUCUUUGAAUGUUAUUGCGAAUUUGAAACGCCAGAUUGCCUCUGCGUUUGAUGUAAAAUGUGCUGUCAAGGGACUUUGUAAGAAGCACUUGCAGAAGGAAAAAGAUUUUGAAGGCUUUACUCAUUGCAACGUAAUUGCCAGCCAUCGUGUUGGAAGUGCAGAAAAUCAGACAGAGGCGUUCCUGUCGGAGGAUAAAUGCUUCUACCAUGUUCCAUUGGAAGUUAGAAUUCUGGACAUUCCCAGUCACUGCAAGAAUGCCGAGAUUUGCGUACAUGUGAGACCGUCUAGCAAGUUAGGUCCAUCAUGGCUCAGUAGUCCUACUAAACCAGAGUCACCAAGUGUGGAUGAUGAAGACCUGUCUGCACAAACCACAGGAAAGAUGGUGUCACAGGUAGUGAGGGUUAUACAGCCACCAGAGAUAUCAGUUCAGCAAUGUCAUGUUGGAAAUCAGGAAAUAAUCUUUCUUAAAGUGAAAAAUACCACACCUUACGCAGUGAAUGUAGAAGGGUGUGAAAUAUUGCCUGAAUGUUGUCCUAAGUCAGCGGCCGGCAGCCAGUACUGUAGCAGCAGACCUGAAGCCACACAUGUGUGUGUUGUUCAUGCUAAUAUGGUGAAGAUAAUGUCUGAUGACAGCUUGUUACCACUGGUACUGAGACCUGGAGAAUGUGUGUCACUAUGCUACACGCUUAAUGUUACACAGUGUGAGGCAAGCUUUCCCAAAGAUGAUGUUGUUUUGGAAGCACAUCUUAAAUGGAACUUUCUGGGAGAAAAUGACAGCAGACAGGCUGCACAGGCUGUGACAACUGUUUAUAGAUUGCAUAGCCUGAAGGUUAAGAAAGGUCUGUUUGUGAUGUCAGUAACAUGUGAUGAUGCCAAUGUGAAAAAGGGACAGAGUUUUACAGUUACAUAUACUAUUCACAAUAAGCUUCAAGAUUUCCUGUCAAUCAAGUUACACUGGUGCCCAGUUCUAGCAGGUCAUGCCAGUAUGGGGACACUAUCCAAGCUAAAGUCUCAUUUUACGCCAUAUCCAAAGGCCUUUAUGAGGUGUGUAAACAUAUGAAGAUUAAUCUGAGGUAUCUUAUACCAGGAUCAGACAAUAAUUCCUUGGCCAGUCCAACAAGCCAAAGUUCAGCUGUAUCAGAUGAUCACUUGGGUGUGGUACCUGACCAGUUGUGGCGGACCCGAAGUGGGAG
Molecule: messenger RNA, 1387 nt
Organism: Mercenaria mercenaria
Lineage: Eukaryota; Metazoa; Mollusca; Bivalvia; Venerida; Veneridae
Product: trafficking protein particle complex subunit 14-like
Exons: 11
Coding region: 121-1254 (377 amino acids)
Biological process (GO): cilium assembly
Cellular component (GO): TRAPPII protein complex
Molecular function (GO): alpha-tubulin binding
Source: RefSeq, a predicted model, not a curated record